AUGCCAUUUCGAUCAAGACUACUUUCAACUGGUGAAGUGAUUCAGCCAGUUGAGCAAGUAAUCGAUCAAAUGCAAGAGAUGGAAAAUCAAUUAGAUCCUUUAUUCUUCAAGAUGGUGGAUUAUUACUUUGACAAAGGAGCCACGGUGAUUACGCCUAAACUUGUCGAAGAGCAUCCAUCACUUGAGAUGUCAAAGGAAGCAAAACAAAAAUUUGUUCGUGGUAUUAUUGCUAUGAUUAAACCGGCUAAUAAGGUACUGCAUAUAACAUUUCCGGUUAGACGUGAGGAUGGAACAUUUGAGAUGAUUGAAGCCUGGAGAGCUCAACAUUGUGAACAUCGAACUCCAACAAAAGGAGGCAUUCGUUAUGCCGAAAACGUUGGUGAAGAUGAGGUGAAAGCACUUUCCGCUCUGAUGACAUACAAAUGUGCUGUGGCUAACAUACCAUUUGGUGGUGCAAAAGGUGGUGUAAAAAUUGAUCCAAGCAAGUAUACCGAAUAUGAAAUUGAAAAAAUCACUCGUCAUAUGACAGUGGAAUUUGCCAAGAAGGGAUUUUUGGGCCCCGGAGUAGACGUUCCUGCGCCGGAUAUGGGUACUAGCGAACGAGAAAUGAGCUGGAUUGCGGAUACAUAUGCUCAAACAAUUGGAUAUACCGAUAAGGAUGCAUAUGCUUGUGUUACCGGGAAACCGAUUGUUGCUGGAGGAAUUCAUGGCCGUACAGCAGCAACUGGACGUGGUGUAUGGAACGGUUUAGAAACAUUCCUGAAUAUUUCCGAAUAUAUGGGUAAAAUUGGUUUGAAACCCGGAUUAAAAGGGAAGAAAAUUAUUGUUCAGGGUUUUGGUAACGUUGGCACCUAUACAUCGCAUUUCAUAUCAACCGGAGGUGGAAUAAUUAUUGGUAUUCAAGAGUACAACUGUUCGGUGUAUAAUCCAAGUGGAUUUGAUGUUGAUGCAUUAAUCAAAUAUGCGGCGGAACAUAAAACAAUAGCGGAUUUUCCAGAAGCUGAAACAUUUGAACCAUAUGGUGAAUUGAUUUAUGAAAAAUGUGAUGUUUUAAUUUUGGCGGCGUGCGAAAAAGUAGUCAAUAAAAAUAAUGCAAGCAAAAUCAAGGCUAAGGUUAUCGUAGAAGCCGCAAAUGGUCCAGUAACACCGGCAGCUGAUAAAAUUUUAUUAGCUCGCAAUGAUUGCAUCGUUAUUCCUGAUUUAUUCAUCAAUAGUGGUGGUGUUACGGUAUCAUUUUUCGAGUGGUUGAAAAAUUUGAAUCAUGUCAGUUUCGGUCGACUUACUUCAAAGCAUGAAAUUGAUUCCGGUUACGACUUACUUGCAAGUGUUGAAGAAUCAUUGAAUCGUGAAUUUCGGAAAAAUAUCAAGAUCGAACCGUCGGAAGGAUUGAAAAGCCGAAUCAGUCAUAAAUCUGAGGAAGAAAUCGUUUAUUCCGGUUUAGAAUUCAGUAUGCAGAAAUCAGCUCAGGAUAUUAUAAAUACGAUACAAAAAUACAAUCUUGGCUUGGACAUACGUACUGCUGCUUAUGCGACAGCUAUAGAAAAAAUAUACAAUACUUAUCGUUCAUUUGGUUUUGCAUUUGCAUAAUUGAAAAUUUCGUAUAAAAAGGCGACUUACAUGGAGAUAAUUAAUGAAUGUUGGGAAAUAAAUGCACGUG
This is a messenger RNA of Loa loa (African eye worm), 1657 nucleotides long. RefSeq lists its product as hypothetical. Gene Ontology annotation, molecular function: L-glutamate dehydrogenase (NAD+) activity. Lineage: Eukaryota; Metazoa; Nematoda; Chromadorea; Rhabditida; Onchocercidae. Gene Ontology annotation, biological process: L-glutamate catabolic process. The transcript has 10 exons. Bases 1 to 1587 code for a protein of 528 amino acids. Gene Ontology annotation, cellular component: mitochondrion. The record is from RefSeq and is a predicted model, not a curated record.